AGGCAAACGCUUAGAGCCGCGCUGCAGAAUUGAUUAGCUGGGUUUUCUGAGGCAUGUGAGCCUACGAAACAGUCGGCUAGAGCUGUGGGUGGUUCCGAGUAGCUUUGGGAAGAGGCCGCAUUUUACACUUGAUCUUAGCCAAAAGGCCGAGAAGCGGUAAGAGGCCGCUUUUUAACAAACAGUAGGGCGAUAGCUGUGGUGAUGGAAGAGGCAUAGCUGUAUGGCAGCUAUUUUAAGGUAGAAGAGGCUUUAAUUCCAGCAGCCGGUAGGCGAGCCUCCAGUCAGCCGCUGUGCUGCUUUUACAGUUGCUGGAUCAUUCUGAAUCGCCAAUUAUGAUUACUCUAGCGGUUCAUCAUCUUAAAAUUUGGGCAUCCUGCACAGUGUAAGCUUGCGUCUCCAGAUUGGCCAAUCGCCUUGCAACUCCUAACCCACCCUCCGCCAUCUUAACAUUUGGCACUCCCCACAGUAAUAGAGUGCAGCAAAGCCUCUAGCGACCUUCUUGAUUGAGGGCAGAAUCUUGGGUGACGUUGCUGACGCUGCGCCCGGCGUUCUCUUAGACCCACGUGGAAUCCGCGCUCAGAAUGUUGCGUCGUGAGGCCCGCCUUCGCCGGGAGUACCUGUACCGCAAGGCCCGAGAGGAGUCGCAGCAAGCUGCCCAGGACCGGAAGGAGAAGGUUCGGCGCGCCCUGGAAGAGAACCGCCUGAUUCCCACCGAAUUACGCAGGGAGGCUCUGGCCUUACAGGGUUCCUUGGAGUUUGAUGACGCCGGCGGUGAAGGUGUGACCAACCAUGUGGAUGAUGAAUAUCGAUGGGCAGGGGUUGAAGAUCCUAAGGUCAUGAUCACUACCUCCCGAGACCCCAGUUCCCGCCUCAAGAUGUUUGCAAAGGAGCUGAAGUUGGUAUUCCCAGGCGCCCAACGCAUGAACCGUGGCCGGCAUGAGGUAGGGGCACUGGUGCGAGCCUGCAAAGCCAAUGGUGUCACUGACCUGCUGGUUGUCCAUGAGCAUCGAGGCACACCUGUGGGGCUCAUUGUCAGCCACCUGCCCUUCGGCCCCACUGCUUACUUCACACUGUGCAAUGUGGUCAUGCGCCAUGACAUUCCUGACCUGGGCACCGUGUCCGAGGCCAAGCCUCACCUCAUCAUGCAUGGCUUCUCCUCCCGACUAGGCAAGCGGGUCUCUGACAUACUCCGUUACCUGUUCCCCGUGCCCAAGGAUGACAGCCACCGUGUCAUCACCUUCGCAAACCAAGAUGACUACAUCUCCUUCCGGCACCACGUAUAUAGGAAGACUAACCACCGCAGUGUGGAGCUGAUAGAGGUUGGACCUCGCUUUGAUCUGAAGUUGUACAUGAUCCGCCUGGGCACGCUGGAACAGGAGGCCACAGCAGAUGUGGAGUGGCGCUGGCACCCAUACACCAACACCGCACGCAAGAGGGUCUUUCUGAGUGCUGAGUGAACCCACUUGCUGGUCAGGACGUGGACCUGGACCCAGGACUCGGGGAGGGGUCAGAAUAAAGUCUGUAUGCCACAC
Molecule: messenger RNA, 1532 nt
Organism: Lutra lutra (Eurasian river otter)
Lineage: Eukaryota; Metazoa; Chordata; Mammalia; Carnivora; Mustelidae
Gene: IMP4
Product: IMP U3 small nucleolar ribonucleoprotein 4
Exons: 10
Coding region: 582-1457 (291 amino acids)
Biological process (GO): rRNA processing
Cellular component (GO): Mpp10 complex; small-subunit processome; nucleolus
Molecular function (GO): snoRNA binding; rRNA primary transcript binding
Source: RefSeq, a predicted model, not a curated record